This is a messenger RNA of Orbicella faveolata, 2530 nucleotides long. RefSeq lists its product as uncharacterized. The record is from RefSeq and is a predicted model, not a curated record. Lineage: Eukaryota; Metazoa; Cnidaria; Anthozoa; Scleractinia; Merulinidae.
CAGAGACCCUUCGCUGCCCAUCAGAACAUUUUUAAUGGUGUCUACUGAUUUUUCGUAGUAGUGUUAGCUCUGUUAUGCUCAUAGUGUCGCUUCAUGAGUCCACGCAUAGUUAAUUAACUAUGGUCCACGGACGGAGAAAAUGAUACCUUGACAAAGGUGACUUCAAAAGGGAUUUCUAAAAUACAUCGUUACCUUUUAACUCGCUGGCACCAGGACAAUAUUCAGAGUAUAUGUAUUGUAAGCCAUCUGGUACACAAAUCAACCUGCUAUGGGAAUCAUAUUACUAUGCAUCGUGUUAGGGCGAAAACCUCAAUAUUUAACAAGCUUGUUUAAUGUGAUAUUGCAGAAAUAUCCAAUACAAGAAGAGUACAAGACAAUCACGGAAAUUCUCAAAACACAAUCUGAAUUACUACAGGUUGGUGAUCAGGAACAACUGGUACCCUUUACAUGUAUCAUGAAUGCCACAACAACUAUUAAUUCAAACAAUUUAGUGUUGUACUUUUUUGCUACAGCAAGAUUAUAAUCAAGGAAGAGACGCUUCAAGACAACUUCUUAUGGCCCUGUUACGUUCCCUAUGGAAAUAUUUUUUGUUUAAUUCUCAAGGGAGCCCAGCACUGACACCAAACUUCACAAGCCUUAACAAUCACAGAGAAUGGGAGAAAUUUCACCAAGCAAUUCUACGGCUGUCUACCAACUUGCAACGAAAUAUUCUGGAAACUGCACUAGAGCAAGAUGUGAGGAUGAUAAUAUAUUACCUAAAGGAGUCAACAGCUGUAUGGAAAACACAGGACUCACAAUUCAAAAGACACGCUGAGGACCAAGAAUUAGAUAUACUUGAUGCACAUCCAGUACUGUGAUGUUUUGUACAUUGGAUCUUGCUCGCAUAUUACAUCACUUUGGCAUGUUUCAAGGCUGCUUGUGUUACGUUUCACUACUGGUAUCAAACUGAUUGUUUGUCACUGCUUGAAAUACGUUUUAAUGUGACUAGUUAAUUUCGUAACUUGUGUGGAAUUCCUAUCCGUGUCUAAAACAUUUCACAUACAAAAGUACCUUUUAGUAAAACUACAACUCCUUGAAGGUGCUACAACAAUGAGAGGAUUGCCAAUGAGAGGAAGGCUUAAAGUACUGUUAACCACUUUGAGCUCCAAGUGACGUGUGAGAAAAGUAAAUUUUACACUAGCCACAACGUCAAAGGAGCUUUAGCCGUUUAUAUUCAAAUUAUGAAGGUACAUAUAUUUUUCUGAUAAACUCAAGUUUUAAAGAUAUAAACAGCUUUCAAAUAUACGUUAAUUGUUGAUUGAAUAAUUGAUGUAAUGGUUUUUCUUAACCCUGCAUCUGUUUGGCUCAUUUACAAUAUAGAUUUGUAACAAGAGAGAAAUGUAUGUUUUGUGUUUCAUGAUAAAAACAUUAAAUUGGUUUGACUCCAAAUUGUGACAAGUAUUUCUCAUUUUAAGGUGAUUCCUCAGAAAUAAAAGUUGUCGAACAACUUCCUAGAAACGUCCCCCGAAUGUUUCCUUCCAAGCACUGUAUCGAAAAUACAACAAAUCAAAGUGCACCAUGAGCAAAACUCGUGAAUACAAAUGGUGAAUGAAGUUGUGUCAGGAGCUCCUGACUAUGGAUUAUGUGCAUAAUUUUGACAUUGAUUUACAUGUUAGUAGUUGUCUGCCAAAGUACCAAAUAGACAUUUGGAUAAGAAUGCUUGACAAUUGAAAUGAAAUUGCAAUUGUAUGGGCAUAAGGCCAUGAAACUUGAUUCCGUAGGUGAGGUAACACACCCAGCCGUGGUCAACUAGCCGGCAUUUACAUGCAGUCUUAUCAGCCCCGCAAUCUUGGAGUGAACUUUCUCUGAGGAACGUAAUACAUCAGUUAAUUCUAGCAGUGUUCUUUCCAGCCCUUCCAGGUAGUAAAAAGCUAGGUUUUGCUCACGUCUUCAUUCUGGAAGUGGGCCGUUUCAAAUUUUGUUAUCAGCCCAGAGCGGGCAUUUGAAUACCCCAGAGACAGCCCCAGAACAUUUGGCACCCUUGUGUUUUUGGUCUCGCAUGUACAGGAUGUUCUCCAAGAGGGUAUAAUCAUCCUCACUUGUGUUCUGUUAUUUAUUCAUCUCCUGUUCAUCACAUAUGGAUCGUAUAAAAUUUGUUCUAUAUUGUCUAUAUGAUAUAUGGAGUCUAAGACUAUCUGAGAUGAUCCGUUUCAUUACCAGCUUAUGUUUGUAUUGCGUUUAAUAUUCUGAUAAUGCAAUAGAUUAGAACACAGAGUAGCUUCUGAAGCCGUUCGUUAUUUCUCCCGUUUUCUAUACGUUUCUAUACGUUUCUAUUGAUAUACUUUUGAUAAUCAGUUCUCCCAUUCAUCCGCCAUAGUAGCUGGAAGCAUCAUCAGUCACUGCAUGAUACCCUUCAGAAUCCUCAAGUAGUCGAGUCUACUGGCUUACAUGAAAAAUUUAACUACACUAUUUAGCUAAUCUGAACCUGUUCUCAGUUCGAAUUUGAAUUCCUGCCUUAUUGCAGGUACCCUGCCUGUCAAUUCAACACCAC